Molecule: messenger RNA, 2382 nt
Organism: Sardina pilchardus (European sardine)
Lineage: Eukaryota; Metazoa; Chordata; Actinopteri; Clupeiformes; Clupeidae
Exons: 14
Coding region: 1-2382 (793 amino acids)
Biological process (GO): DNA integration
Molecular function (GO): nucleic acid binding
Source: RefSeq, a predicted model, not a curated record
AUGCCAUACUUCAGGAUUCAGACUGAGCUUUCUGAACAUGACGAAUGCAUCAUCCGCGGCACACACCGUGUUGUGGUCCCGAGAAAUGUUCAGCCCAAGCUCAUUCAAAUUGCCCAUGAUACACACCAAGGAAUUGUACGUACGAAACAGAGGCUGAGGGAGCUCUACUGGUGGCCAGGCAUGGACGCUGACGUACAAGCUGCCAUCAAGUCCUGCGUCACAUGUGCUCAGCAUGACAAGACUGCCGUUGUGAGAGCAUCUCCACUGAACCCGGUAAGACUCCCUGAUUCAGCAUGGGAAAAGCUUGCAAUAGACAUUGUUGGUCCUUACCACCGUGCUCCUCCUGAUUGUCGUUACGCCAUAACCUUAGUUGAUUACUAUAGCAAGUGGCCAGAGGUUGCAUUCACUUCUGAGGUGACGUCUGCUACAGUCAUUAAGUUCCUGUCUACUGUUUUCAGCCGUGAAGGGAACCCGCUGGAGUUGGUGACAGACAAUGGGUCAGCUUUUGUCUCAGCUGAAUUUGAUGCAUUCCUUGCCAGCCGAGACAUCAAACACUGCCGCAGUGCAGUCUACUAUCCACAAUGCAAUGGAGAGGUUGAAAGGUUGAAAGUUAAGAGGAAACGGAUGCAGGCGAUGGAAGGUUAUACACGCAGAAAGAAAAUAUGUGAAGACAUUGACAUGGAAUACAUGGAAUACAUGGAUGAACUGGAUCAAGAGUGUAAGGCUCUUCGUACUGAAAAUAUUAAAAUCAAGGAGGAUAUUGCCAGACUUUCACUACAGGAGGACACAUUCAGGGCCAAUGAGGACAAGGUCUUUUCCUGCUAUGUUCAACAGGCAAACAGGGAGAAGGAGAUUCCCAGCUGCCACCAGAAUGCCAAAAACUGGAACCGGAUUACUGCUCUCAUGUUAUUGGUUUAUUCCACCAUGUUGACCGGCUGCGAGGGAAAGAUCACUUGUCCUCCUGUACGAGUCAGACCCAGCAGUGGCAUCGGCCGAGAGGCAAGCGGAUACAAAGUGGCCAACCCAUCACCUCUGUUACUAAUGUUCCAUGUUGUCGAGUUUUUAGUGUCCAAAGAGGUGGAGGUCAUUCACUCAAACUGGCUCAGUGGAGGCCAAUGUUUCUGGCCCCCGUUUGUGUCUCUUGCAAAGGCCCAUAAAGCAGUGAAGGAUGGGAUGAUGCCAGGUGCCAAUUGGACUCAAUAUUCUGUCCGAGUGAUGUAUUCACAUGAUGUGUAUGAGAGUGCGUGUGCGAAGCUGCUAGACGCUACGGUGACCUCUGAUCUUAACACAGAAGACGAAGACAGCAGGCCGGCAUAUAUGAAGAGAAAGAACAGAGGCUGUAAAAGAAUUAGCAGCAGUGAAGAGGAGGAGGAGGAGGAAGAGGAGCAGGGCAGGACUGCUGCACCUCGUGCCCCAACCAAAAAGAAAUCCUACGCUACGCUUGCAGCAGCCCCCUGCAUUCCAUCUUUUGGUGAUGAAUGGAGUCAGUCGGCAGGUUGUUGGUCCACCUUUGCAAGCAGCUCAGCAGCUGGUCCGUGUGCUUCUCACUCAUCGAGCAUCACAGCCAUGACUCCACCACCGAUCAACAGCCCGGUAGCCGGUCAUUGUCAAGGGGCUGCUGCUGGCAGGAGUCAGUUACCAGGCCCAACUAGAUAUCAACACACUCCACCAGCACAUGGCACAUGGUCUGUCGAGGAGGCUGUGCCUACAAGUCAGCAUUCUGGUGGUGGACUAAUGGCUGUGAUGCUCAACAGCCCGGUAGCUGGUCAUAGUCAGGGGCUUGGGGCUGCUGACACCCCAACCCAUGCAGCAGCUGGCAGGAGUCAACACACUCCACCAGCACAUGGCACAGCAAACAGGUCGCAGGAGACUUUGCCUACAGCAAUUGCCAAGGAGAUCCUUGUUCGACUAGACUCCAUCAGGGAGCAGCAGUUGCUCAUCCUCGCGCAGCUCCAGAAAAUAUCGAGCGGUCAGGCAAUUACAGAGGUCAUGCCAGACCCAACACAUUUUGGGCUCCCUCUUUCAACUAUCGAGGAGCUGCAACGUUUGGAGGAAACAUUGAAUGAUCCAGAUGAGAAGAAGAACUUGACUAUACUCCUUGGAAUGGUUGGAGGCAUGUCUCUGAAAGACACUGUGGGGCGGGUCAUGAAGAGGAUCAUGAACACUUUGCUGGCAAAAACAAUGAAUUGGAGUGGGGCCAAUCAAAAGCCUGCCUUCAAAAGGCUAAUUUUGAAAAGUGUGGUUCUGGAUGCUGUCCGCCGGAAUGCCCUUACGAAGGAGUCCUCUGAAAAGGAGAUCGAGGUCCUUAUCACCAGAUGGCUGCAGCUUGCCUCAGACAGGGAUGGGGGACGAAGCCAGAGGGCAAACAGGCAGACAAUUUAG